AUGAAUCUACAAGAAUUCCUGGCUAUGGAGGACGGCUGCGAUCGCGAUGAGCUCAUUGAUCUUCGCGGCCUGGAUUUCGUUUCCGACUACGACUCGCACCUUAUGUGCCCAAUCUGCCACUGUCCCUUUGUUGACCCUGUCCGUCUACAGUGCGAUCAUGUCUUCUGUCAGAGUUGCCUCAGUUCCGCCAUCAACACCUUCCGCUCGGCCGAUUCGGAUGAGUUCCCGUGUCCCUCUUGCCGAACCCCCACCCGCGAGGUGUCGACCAGUGUACCCCGCCUGCUGAUCAACAUGUGCGACGAGAUCCGGGUGCGAUGUCCUUUAAUAACGGAGGGCUGUCAUGAGAUCGUGCCUCGGGGUCAUGUCCAGUCGCAUGUUGAGAAGUAUUGUGGGUAUCGGCUGGUUCCGUGUCCGGAUGAUUCAUGCGAUGGUUUGAUUAGGAACAAGGAUAUUGGGCUAGAUGGGAAAUGCAUACAUGUACUGCGCCAGUGUCCCCGCUGCGAAGAAGAUGUCAUGGAGCAGGACUAUGAGGAGCAUGAUAAGAAGCUUUGUCCGGUUUUGGAAACUAGCUGUGUCGACUGUGAAACGGUUGUCGCUCGGAAAUCAUUCAAUGAACAUGUGGAAGCAUGUCCCGAAGUUAUUGUGCCCUGCGCGGCGGCAAAAUACGCAUGUCCUGUCAAGGUCCGUCGCGCAGACAUCGGAAUGCAUGAACAAAGCUGUCCAUUGAUAACGAUGAUCCCGUACUUCGAGGUGCAAAAUACGCGACUCAAUUCCUUGGAGUUAAGCAUGCGACACCUUCAACAGCGGAACGAGAUCUUCGAGGAUGGCCUUGCCAACAUUAGAUCCACUCUGGUCGAGUCUGCACGCAUAGGUGCCAGUGCUGCUUCCAGCGGACAAUCCGCCACUGCUGGAAGAGAGCAGACCUCUGCACACGCCGAAACAAACAGAGAUGAUCCUACGGAUAUUUCAUCGAGUGUAUUUUCAUCGAAUGCCACAACCUAUCUACUCUCCCUGCAUGAAUCUCUACGCGAGGAGGUAGAGCAAAUCAAGCACAACCUCACAGACCUCGAUGCGCGCGCUAGCAUGGCUCUGAUGAACGAGUGUAUACGCAUGAAGGAAGACAUGGCCCACACGAAUGCCGCAGUCAACAGUGUCCGGAUGCAAGUCCAGUGGCUAAUGAAUCCCCGACUCCAUGGGACACGUACGGGGGCUGUCCGGGCAAAUACGGGUGGUGAAACUCCUCGAUCACCGAUGGCUUCGUCGUCGACGGCUGGAUCCAGCAGUAUUACCGCUCAGCCGUUGGGCCCUAUUCGACCUAGGAGGCCUAGUGAUAGUGGGCGUGAGGGGACUAAACUAUGA
This is a messenger RNA of Penicillium nucicola, 1359 nucleotides long. RefSeq lists its product as uncharacterized. The transcript has 2 exons. Gene Ontology annotation, molecular function: zinc ion binding. The record is from RefSeq and is a predicted model, not a curated record. Lineage: Eukaryota; Fungi; Ascomycota; Eurotiomycetes; Eurotiales; Aspergillaceae. Bases 1 to 1359 code for a protein of 452 amino acids.